Molecule: messenger RNA, 486 nt
Organism: Rodentolepis nana
Lineage: Eukaryota; Metazoa; Platyhelminthes; Cestoda; Cyclophyllidea; Hymenolepididae
Source: the annotation of a GenBank genome assembly
AUGCCUCUUAAAGUGCGCACGAGUGAUAACAAAUUGAUGUCUAUUGAAGACGACAUUGUCAAACAAGUAAACCUGUUUAAAUGUAUAAUUAGUAACGCUUCAAAUGCAAAACAAAUUGACUCGGAGGAAUCCGCGGUUUUCUUGGAACCAGUAUCAUUGAGGAUAUUGCGAUUGGUUAUCAAAUGGUGCAAAAGCCACAAAGAAGACGAAGGCGAAUUGUUCAAGGGACCACCACACAAUUGGAGAUUACGACAAGAUGAUAAGGAUUUUUUCUCACUCUAUAAAGACGAAGUUUUCAAAAUUCAAGACGCAGCAGAUUAUCUUCAGAUAAAACCCCUAUUUGAUGCAACUUGUGUAGCUAUAGCUGAUCGAUUGAGGAAUAAAGACUUCAAAGAAAUAAGUGAGGAAUUUGGGAUCAGCACCUGUGAACCUCUCGUGAGUGCCAUGAUUAAUAUGCAUAUUAAUGGAUCAAUUUUGUGGCUAUAA